This is a messenger RNA of Ophidiomyces ophidiicola, 2502 nucleotides long. It is a transcript of the gene SYF1, whose product is annotated as pre-mRNA-splicing factor syf1. Gene Ontology annotation, cellular component: U2-type catalytic step 2 spliceosome; post-mRNA release spliceosomal complex; Prp19 complex. The transcript is spliced from 5 exons. The coding region runs from base 1 to 2502 and encodes 833 amino acids. The record is from RefSeq and is a predicted model, not a curated record. Gene Ontology annotation, biological process: mRNA splicing, via spliceosome; generation of catalytic spliceosome for first transesterification step. Gene Ontology annotation, molecular function: protein binding. Lineage: Eukaryota; Fungi; Ascomycota; Eurotiomycetes; Onygenales; Onygenaceae.
AUGGAAUCAGUGCGCCCUGAUCUUUACCUGAUUUCUACCGAAGAUACGGUGUACGAGCAAGAUGUUCUGCGGAACCCGGGCAGCAUCACACCAUGGCUAUCAUACAUCGAAUUCAAGCAGCAGAACGGAACAGCCUAUGAACAGGCGUUUGUCAUGGAACGAGCCUGCAAACAUCUACCGAGAUCGUAUAAAUUAUGGAAGAUGUAUCUCGAAUUUAGAAUCAAGCACCUUAAAGGCAGAAAUCCCGCCGUACACCAACUCGAAUAUUUAAAAGUUAAUGCUUUAUUUGAACGGGCUGUUGUCUUGCUAAAUAAAAUGCCACGCAUUUGGGAGAUAUACCUAUCGUUUUUAUUGGAACAACCUUUGGUUACACAAUGUCGUCGUACGUUCGACCGUGCACUACGUGCGUUGCCAAUUACUCAGCAUAACCGAAUAUGGAAACUAUAUAAAGCUUUUGCUGUGUCCGCGUCGGGUGAAACUGCCGUGAAAAUAUGGAAUCGAUACAUGCAAGUCCACCCAGAGAACGCUGAGGAUUAUAUCAAUAUCCUGGUUGAGAUGAAGCAAUAUACUGAAGCAGUAAGAAGGUAUAUUGAAAUUUUGGACAACACGCGUUUUCAAUCCAAAAAUGGCAAAAGCCAAUUCCAGUUGUGGAUGGAAAUGUUGGAAUUACUAAUUAGUCAUGCCAAGGAAGUCGAAACAGGACCACAUAGCGGUAUAGACGUGGAAGCAAUUAUUCGCAGUGGCGUGGACAGGUUUCCUGACCAGAGAGGCAGGCUCUGGGUUGGCCUUGCAACAUAUUGGAUCACUCGUGGCGAUUUCGAGAAAGCUCGUGAUAUUUUCGAAGAUGGGGUUACAACUGUUAUGACAGUGCGGGACUUCACUAUGAUAUUUGAUUCAUAUGUUGAAUUUGAAGAAUCUAUCAUUGGUACUUUGAUGGAAGCCGCAGCCGAUCGGUUAGAUGAAUCUAAAAUCGACGAAAAUGCAGAUUUUGAUCUUGAUCUCCGCAUGAUGAGAUUUGAGCAGCUUAUGGAUCGCCGCCCUUUCCUACUAAACGAUGUUCUGCUCAGACAAAACCCCAACAAUGUCAUAGAAUGGAGCAAGCGGGUCGCUCUUUGGGGAGACAAUAAUGAAGAAGUCGUACGUACUUACGCGGCCUCUAUGGCUGCGAUCAACCCUCGAAAAGCACAUGGCAAGUUUCAUGAACUCUGGGUCAACUUUGCGAAGUUCUACGAAAAGGGAGGAGAUCUAGAUACUGCUAGGAUUAUUUUUGACAAGGCUGUUAAGGUCCCCUUCAAGUCUGUUGAAGAGCUUGCGGAAACCUGGUGUGAAUGGGCGGAAAUGGAGCUUCGCAGUGAAAACUUCGACCGGGCGGUGAGCAUUAUGGCUAAGGCAACAUUGGCACCAAAACGGUCUACAGUGGAUUACUUUGACGAUAAGUUGACACCCCAACAGCGUAUUCAUAAAAGCUGGAAGGUUUGGAGUUUCUAUGUCGAUUUGGUUGAGAGCGUUGGCACCCUAGAUGAGACUAAGAACGUGUAUGAACGAAUUUUCGAACUUCGAAUCGCAACACCACAAACGGUGGUCAACUAUGCCAACCUUUUGGAAGAGAACAAAUAUUUCGAGGAAUCAUUUAAAGUCUACGAAAGGGGCCUCGACCUUUUUAGCUAUCCGGUUGCUUUUGAGUUAUGGAACCUCUAUUUGACUAAAGCCGUUGAUCGAAAAAUCAGUAUUGAACGCCUUCGAGAUUUGUUUGAGCAGGCUGUGGAUGGCUGUCCACCCAAAUACGCUAAAACCCUUUUUCUGAUGUAUGGAGAUCUUGAGGAAGAGCGAGGUCUGGCUCGGCAUGCAAUGCGCAUUUAUGAACGUGCAACUCGAGCGGUUUCGGAUAAGGAUAGAUUCGAGAUGUUCAACUUUUAUAUCACGAAGUCGGCAUCCAAUUUUGGUUUAACUUCAACUAGGCCAAUAUACGAACGCGCCAUAGCGGCGCUACCAGAUAAUGAAGCCAAAGAGAUGUGCCUGAAGUUUGCAGAAAUGGAGCGUCGACUGGGAGAGAUUGACAGGGCGCGUGCUAUCUACGGUCACGCCUCCCAAUUCUGUGACCCUCGAACAAAUGCUGGGUUCUGGCAGAAAUGGGAGGCUUUUGAAGUUCAACACGGCAACGAAGACACGUUUAAGGAGAUGCUACGUAUUAAGCGAAGUGUUCAGGUUCAAUAUAAUACCGAUGUAAAUUUUAUUGCCUCUCAAGCCAUUGCCCGUAGCAAACAGCUUGCAAAAGAAGCAGCAGAUGUUGCUGCAGCUGAAGAACCAGAGGAGCGUGCAGAUGCUAUGGCGGCUCUAGAACGCCAUGCAAAAGCUCCAGCUGGGUUUGUUCCAGCAAGUACUGGGCCUGAAGGCGGCAAAAGGCAGCCGGUAGACGCCAGUCAAACAAUAACAACAAAUCCCGAUGCUAUUGACCUUGAUGAAGAUAUGGACGCUGAUGAGCAUCAAAAUCUGGCAUCGUGA